GAUGUCUCAGGGAACACCAAGAGGUCACACGAUCAACCAUUUCACGCAUAACCAUCCUUUAACCGAAACACACGUUAUUGGCACAUACACGUGCAAUGGUUGCAAACUGUACGGCGGAGGCAAGACAUACCGGUGCAACGACUGCAACUACGAUCUCCACGAAUAUUGCGCCACGUGUCCUCCAAUGGUGAGAAACACAUGGCACGCGCCUGAUCAUGAGCUCAACCUGAUCAGCGGUCCCGCGCACAUGACCGAGCGCGGGUGCUAUUUUUGCCGCGUUUACAUCCAAGGGAUGUUCUACAAAUGCAAGCAAUGCAGUUUCGAAUCUCACCCCCUUUGCACACACGGUCAAAUUCAUGCAUCGUCUCCGGAGGCAACGAUAACAAAGUCGAGAAGCCUGCAUAGCCCUCAUGCGGCCCAGCCAUCGUCGCCGCACCACUAUGGUCAAGGAAACUCCUAUGGAUAUGGGCCACAUCCUCAUGGUGGUGGUCAUCAUCAGCUGCAUCCCCACAUGAGCCCGGGCUCUCCAAGAGCAAGUCCAAGUACUCCAGAUUCAAGCAAGGGAAAAAAGAAAAGCGGAGGAUUUAUGGGAGCCUUCAAGGCUGUGGUAGCUGUAACUGCUACGGUAGUAACCCAGGUGGCCGUUGCCACGGUGGCGGAUGAGUAUACUGGAACUGAAUGAAGAAUAGUUUGUUGAUGAAGUUUUACUUGUUGGUGUGUCUUAACUUUUCGGUGUUCUUUUCCAUUACAUGCAGACAUAUAUGUAUGUAUGUAUGUGUCUCAGUUUCACAUAAUCGCAUGAUUGCAAAUUGGUGUUUCAUUGAUGUCGAUUUUGGUUUUAAUACAUCAAAGAUCAAAUCUUCUAUACGAAAAGAUCUCAACUACAAAGACAUGCUUUAAAAUCAAACUAUUCUAGAACGAAUCUAUUUGUCAGCACAUAUAUAAUUUGACUGGGUACUUGAGUUCCAUCUCCAAUUCGGCUAGACAAAAUAUGUGAUUAGUAAAAUCAUCAGUUCAUAAUAUCCCUGCAAUCUGCACAUCUUGAGUAUGUAUUUGGUAUUAUAAAUCUGACAGUUCUAGAAGGAAUCUCUUUGUCAGCAUAUGAUUGUAAAUGUAAUUGAGUUCCAUUUCAAAAUCGGUUAUAGAAAGAGAAGAAUGAGUUAUGAUUCUUAAUAACUUUGAAUUUAUCCUAUCUUUUUCGAUGUUAGAUUUGGAAUAUAGCAAUAUGCCGUCUAAAGUUAAUAUUUGUUGACACGUUUAUUUCGAUUGAAUCUUUGUUAUUGUAGGAUUGCAAUGUGAAUGUAGGGUUUGAUUCGUAUACUGACAUGUCACAACCAUAUAAAAAUAUC
This is a messenger RNA of Raphanus sativus (radish), 1349 nucleotides long. RefSeq lists its product as uncharacterized. The record is from RefSeq and is a predicted model, not a curated record. Bases 2 to 682 code for a protein of 226 amino acids. The transcript has a single exon. NCBI's taxonomy places the organism in Eukaryota, Viridiplantae, Streptophyta, Magnoliopsida, Brassicales, Brassicaceae.